GAAGAGCUGAAAAGCCGGAGGAGAGGGCGAUCCCCGUCACAGUCGCGGACAGCACCACGAGCACGCGAGCCAUGGCAGAGUCACUGCGACGUCUCGCCAACAGCGGCGCGUACGGAGCCCUGCAGGAGAGGCUGGACUCCUGGCAAGACGACUACCACCUGAACACCUGCAACGAGAACCUGAGCCGCUGCUGUGAGCUCAUCGAGAUGACUUCGAAGGUGCAAAACCAGCUGUUUAACAUCAUGAGCAGCACGGCCAACAGGGGUGGGCCUACAGCUGGCGCGGAAACCAUCAAGUCCCGCUUCCUGCCGUGGCUGAGCAGCAGCUUCACCGUCUCCCCGUGUGUGUCGCCCGACACCAGCCUCACCCUCAUCCGGGAGGCGGCAGAGAAGGAGCGACAGCUGCAAGACCUGAGUACGCGCCACAUGCGGGAGGUCGGCUCACUGGAGUCGGAGCUGCAGACCACGCACCAGGCGCUGAGCAACGUCAAGCACCGAUUGCAAGAGACGACCUAUGACCUCGAAGAUGCAAAGACCAAGUCGGCUACCACCCUCCUGGCUACUGAGGAGGAGAUCCUUCAGCUGAGGGCCGACCUGCAAGCGGCGCGCGAGGAGGCCGAGGUGAACCGGCGCGAGCGCGAGGACAGCGAGAGGCAGGCGCGGUACCUGCAGGCCGAGAUGGCGACGCUGCAGCAGGAGAAGGCGCGCCUGCUGGAGCGCAUGUCGGGAUGGCUCUCGACGCCGUGCCGUGGCCGCAGCCCUUCGCCUCGCCGCAGCGCGUCCCCGAUCCGCUGCUCCUCGCCGGUCCGGAGCUCCUCGCCCAUCCGGAGCUGCUCCCCGAUCCGCAGCUGCACGCCGACGCGCGCGCGCCUCACCAACGCGUCGCGCCAAACCCGCCUCGUGGCUCGAUUCAACUCCAUCUACGCGGGCGACCGGCUGGACGCGCAGAGCCUGCUGCUGCGCUACCACGAUGACAUGGAGACCGUGCAGCGCAUCAUCUUCAUCGCCACCGUGGAGUCGUUCCGCGCAGCCAAGGCCGCCUUCCGCGAGCUGCGUCUGCGCACACGCAAGGCGCUCGCGUCGACGCACGCGGGGCCCGAGAGCAUGGAGGAAGCUGUGCUGGACUACAUCGUCCGCAACCUGGACCUCUAUGACGUGCAGAGCAGCGUGGCCGACGUCAUUCGGGAGCUGCACGCCGACCCGCGCAUCUCCUUCCCGCCUGAGGUGGAGUUUGCGCUGCUGGCGGGCUUCGUGCGCGAGGUGUGCCGCGUCGCCUUCGAGAUGCAGGCGCUGGAGCCGACGCUGGACGUGGCGCUCGCCGUCGAGGGGGAGCUCUACAACGAGCGCAAGUACCGGCGCAGCUAUGACUCGGAGUUCUCGGCGCCGCUGGUGGCCUGCCACGUGUGGCCCGCGCUCACGGAAGGGGGCAACGUCGCGGCCAAGGGGGAGGUGGUGACACGCCGCGGUGCACUGAGCUCUGGCCGACGCUCCCGCAGCAGGAACACGAGCCCGGUCCGCUCGCACUCCCUGAGUCCGCACCGGAGCAUGCGCAGUCGGAGCCCGUCACCGAUCCGAAGCCUCAGCCCACGUCGCUAAUCCCUGGAGGAUGUGCAAGCAGCAUGGAGCAAGAAUAGUAACGUGAAAGCCUAGAUACACCGUUAUGCAACUGAAGGGGGCGCGAUUAUACUGUGCAUAAAAUACGUACUCACAGACACGUGCAGUACACAGAUUCACACACACCUACACAUACAAAUCUAUGCAUACACACAGAAAGCAAACAUGUGAAAUCACGCACAUCCUUUGACACAUGGCAGAUCCCCCUUGGAGUCCGACUAAACUGUUGGAGCAAGUGGAGUUAGAGAGCACCUAUUAAGGCCUACUCCGUGCACGUCGAGUUGAUGUGGCGAGCAUCACGUCCAGCCACCAUUCUCCUCCCCAGCGUAGAUGUAUACAGACCGCACCAGGUACUCGUUUAAGACCGAGUCAGUACAAGGGGAGGCACAUGACCAGUUCAGAUAUUCGCCACUGAUGGUGGAUGUGAGUGGGAAUUGAUCUGUUUCCUGGGUUCGUAUCGUUGUGCGUGAGCCAUUACGCGCUGCGUGUGACAAAACACAGCAGUAGCACAGCGGUUCGCGCACUGCACUACGAACCCGGUGGCCAGAGUUGAAUUCCCGCUCACGGCCAUUAUCGUUGAUGGAUAUCUGAACUGGUGCUGGGCCUCUCUUAGGUUGACUCGGCCUUAAAUUAGAACCUGGUGAUGCGUGUAAACAUCACCGCUGGGGGGAGACAGGUGAAGUGGCGUGCUGCUCGCCGCCCACCCCCUCGUGUGCCGCGUUGGCCGACUUCACAGGUGCUCGCUAACAGCACCUGUCCCAAGUCUGUAAAAGCUAUCGGGGGCAUAUUUUUCUUUGUACGUCUUACUCGCAUCUGCACGUACAUGUACACACAAACACACAUCUAUGCUGUGAAAAAAAAAACUUUACAUUGUUAAAAUUGUGCUAAUUUUUUAUUAAGAAAAUAAUUAUUUUCUUAUUCAGAUAUCAUUUGUUUGGAAACAAAAUCUUAACAUAUAAUUAGACUUUUUAAAAAAAAGUAAUUAUAUUCAUUGUUAAAUCUACAUUGUUUAAGUUCUUGUGAAUGAAAUUAAAAAAAAACUAUUUAACCAAAUCAAGUUUUCAAACAACGGAUAGUAUUUUGAGUGGGUUUUGAAUACCCUGGGGGCAGAGGAGGUGUGUGUAUGCGAGCUCUCAUUCAAAUGUUUUCACUGCUCUGUGAAAUACCUUACCACGCACUGAUAAAGAACGCAGCAGCAGGGAAGAUUUAUACGGGUGCCUGUAAAAUAUCCAGCCUUUUACAUUUCAUUUUAAUCCUGGGACAUUUCUAGAGCACAUUGAGUUACAACACCUAUGCCACGUGACUUGAAUAAAACACGCUGAACUAACAGUGAUUUUAUAUAUUUGUUUUUAAACAAAAAAUUGCCUUUGACACCAACCAGGCAGUUUCCACCGUUUGGGUAUCUAACGCCCAAGUCAAAAGAUCCCAGCAGCAGCAUCAUCAGCGGCAGCAUCAUCAUCAGCGGCGGCAGUGUCUCUCUCGCUGCCCAACGUAACGCGCGCCAUCUGUAGGGGAGCAGAGACGUCGAGACGGGCAAAAGUGGCGACUUCUUGCGGGUAGGGCCCAGCGCGCCACCAGUUCCAUCCCCGCCGCCUGCACAAUCAUCACCCAAUGAAUGGACGAAACAUUCAUGGCCACGAAACGAAAACGGCAGCUUUGAGCGGUACACGCACGCGGUCGCCACCAUUCUCACCGUUGCCUUUCUCCAACGAUGCCGUCUGUCUGUAACCCAGGAUUCGAUCGCGCCUGUGCGUCCCAACACCGCCGUGGGCUGCAGGCCCCUAACGCGCAACCCUCCUCCCUCCAUCCCCACACACAAUGGUGCUUUUGCGCGUUUUCAUUUUAUGUUAUUGACAAACGCGAAUUACCUGCACGAGUCACUUUUGCUUCAUUCGUGUUGCUCACGUGUGGCAUGCAGUGUCCAAUCCCAAUGCGUUAAAAAGCAGGUUUUUUUGAACUGUAAUCAUUUCUCGUAGUUCGAUUUGCAUUGAUCAUUGUUGAUGAAAAUAAAACUUUGAAAUUC
Lethenteron reissneri (Far Eastern brook lamprey) is the source of this 3636-nucleotide messenger RNA. It is a transcript of the gene SPATA18, whose product is annotated as spermatogenesis associated 18. Gene Ontology annotation, biological process: mitochondrial protein catabolic process; mitophagy by internal vacuole formation. Gene Ontology annotation, cellular component: mitochondrial outer membrane. Lineage: Eukaryota; Metazoa; Chordata; Hyperoartia; Petromyzontiformes; Petromyzontidae. The record is from RefSeq and is a predicted model, not a curated record.